Messenger RNA from Daphnia magna, 1925 nucleotides. RefSeq names its product bestrophin-4. Lineage: Eukaryota; Metazoa; Arthropoda; Branchiopoda; Diplostraca; Daphniidae. The transcript has 8 exons. Gene Ontology annotation, molecular function: chloride channel activity. The record is from RefSeq and is a predicted model, not a curated record. Bases 272 to 1477 code for a protein of 401 amino acids.
GUUUUCUAGUUUUAACGUACGAUUUUCUCCUCGAAUCGAAUUCCGUAAUUCAACUUUCUUAUUCUUUUUCAUCGUUCCGCAAUUGGCGAAUCAGGUGCGCUCCGCAUUGCAGAGGAAGAGAUUGCCGAUAUCGGAGUGCUUGUCUUAUAAUCGAACCGUCGAGCCAUAGAACCACGUCAGUACGCGUCUCUUCCGCAAGUUGGUUCGACAGAUAGCCAGUGGAUUUACGUCCGUAGUUUGAACGCUCCCACAUAACCUCUCAUCUGGCGACAUGAGAAAUAGUUCUAAUAAGUCCGUGUUUUUUAAAAUGUCUCCGAUGUCUAACACGGAAGAUGGAAAGACAGAGAUUAGUGACAGCCCUGUAGGAGGUAGCUUCAAAUCUGUUCUGCUCAGAUGGAGAAGGAGCGUUUACCAACUAAUUUGGAAGCAUCUUCUCAUAUACGCAUUAACGUACAUAUUGCUGAGCAUUUUGUAUCAAUUCGUCCUUAAUGAAGAUGGAAAAAAGAAUUUUAGAGUAUUAGCUGAACAUUGCUCCGGCUACUCUCGUAGCAUCAAUUUGAUGAUCAUGUUGGGUUUUUUCACAUCGACUACUAUGCAACGUCUAUUCACUAUGCAAAUUACGAUACCUGGAAUAGCCAAGUCUAUCACAAUGUUUAUCUUAUCUUUGAAACCAGGUUUACCUGAAGGACCUAUUAUCAUAGAGAAAUAUUCCAGAUGGCAAGUCCUAACGUGGGUUCUAACUUUUCGGCUCGUUUGUAAACCCCUGCGGACAAUUUAUCCAGAUCUUAUGUCUUUACAAAAUGCAGGUGAGAUGAAAAUUUCGUUUCCUGUUUUCUUUUACAGCAGCGAAACGGUGAAAAUUGUUUCGUUCAAACUAUAUUUUUACUUUAAUAAACGAGGAUUACUAACACAAGAAGAGAGAGAGGUCAUGGAAAACCCAGAACUUACCAGCAAUACCACACCUCAUCCUCUCAUUGUUGUUGAUUGGAUACUGUUACUGCUGAAGGAAACUUUCUUAAAAAGUAGAUACUUUUCUGAAAUCAAUCACCUUAAGAACGUAGAGAUAAUCAUGGCCUUUAAGAAGAGCUGCGGAAAUACCAUCAAAUUUGCCACCCAGAACAUUUCGCCUGCUCUCAUUCAGGCUGUCAUCCUGGCGGUUUACGGUUUUGGUUGCAUAACUUUAAUGGCUCGAAAUUUCAGCAAAGAAGAUGCACCCAUUUCUGACGCUGUAGUUGCCUAUAUACCUCUCAUGCCCGGGCUACAGUUCUUUGUUUACUUUGCUUGGCUCUGUUUUGGGAGAGCUGCGGUUGAUCCCUUCGGGGAUGACGAGGACGACAUAAACGUGAAACAGCUAGUGCAGUCACACAUCGAGGAUUCAAUGCGGUUAAGGGAUCUUUACAGUCGACAACUGACGGAUGUUUUCCCAAAACUGGUAAGGCAAUCAUUUUCAGUUUCUGUUUACUGUUUCCUUCAUUGAAAAUCCCUAUCCCGGAAAACAGGAAGCUCCCAUCGAACUGUGAAGUCGAUCGGAUUAUCUGACUAUGAACAAACACGCAUCUCAUGCGGGCAAUGUAACACGUAGUGUCACAGUGCCCUCAUGAGACAAGCCGGUUCCAGAACAGUGCCUUUCCACAGCACAUUAUUUUCGUCUCCUUCGCUGCAAUGUAGAAAUACCAGGAGCGACUAAGCACUCUCCAACUCGCCAGAAGGAUUUCCUUGCGUGCUAGUUGUCUGGUGAUUUAUUUCUCGUUUGUCUUUUUAAUCCACACGUGAUACUUUUUCCUUUACACACUGUAUAUAAGCGUAUAAUGCCACUCCUAACUGGUUUAUCUACUACACCAAAGUUUCCCGCUACUUUAUGGGUUUUCAGAUCUAAAAUUGCUGCAUUAAAGAAGUGCAAUAAGAAAAAGAAUGAAUAACUAUAA